This is a messenger RNA of Nyctereutes procyonoides (raccoon dog), 4563 nucleotides long. RefSeq names its product bromodomain containing 3 (gene BRD3). The record is from RefSeq and is a predicted model, not a curated record. The coding region runs from base 244 to 2430 and encodes 728 amino acids. NCBI's taxonomy places the organism in Eukaryota, Metazoa, Chordata, Mammalia, Carnivora, Canidae. Gene Ontology annotation, biological process: regulation of DNA-templated transcription; chromatin remodeling. The transcript is spliced from 12 exons. Gene Ontology annotation, cellular component: nucleus; chromatin.
CCAGGCGCCGCGGCGCAGCGCAUGAGCCCUGCUCGGCUCCGGCGCGUCUAUUAUGCUGCCGGGGCCGGCGAGCCAAAGAGGAGCCGGCCGCGCGGGCCGGGAGGGACGGCCGUCGGAGCCGCCGAGGCCAAGUGCUGCCUGGUUGGGCCCAGAAAUGGGAUGUCAGGCCUCCAAAAGGAGCAUAGUGGAAGCGAGGGCCUCCCUGAGCCGCUGCUGUGACGGCCAGUGAGCGAGCCGCGGAGGAUGUCCACCACGACGACGGUCGCGCCCGCGGGGAUCCCGGCGGCCCCGGGCCCGGUGAACCCGCCCCCGCCGGAGGUCUCCAACCCUGCCAAGCCUGGCCGCAAGACCAACCAGCUGCAGUACAUGCAGAACGUGGUGGUAAAGACGCUCUGGAAACACCAGUUCGCCUGGCCCUUCUACCAGCCCGUGGAUGCAAUCAAGCUGAACCUGCCCGAUUACCAUAAAAUCAUAAAAAACCCAAUGGAUAUGGGGACUAUUAAGAAGAGACUAGAAAAUAAUUAUUACUGGAGCGCGAGCGAAUGUAUGCAGGACUUCAACACCAUGUUUACAAAUUGUUACAUUUAUAACAAGCCCACAGAUGACAUAGUGCUAAUGGCCCAAGCCUUAGAGAAAAUUUUUCUGCAGAAAGUGGCCCAGAUGCCCCAGGAGGAAGUUGAAUUAUUACCCCCUGCUCCGAAGGGCAAAGGCCGGAAACCGGCUGCAGGAACCCAGAGUGCAGGUACGCAGCAAGUGGUGGCCGUGUCCUCUGUCUCCCCAGCAACCCCCUUCCAGAGCGUCCCCCCCACUGUCUCCCAGACGCCUGUCAUUGCUGCCACCCCUGUGCCAACCAUUACUGCAAACAUCACAUCGGUCCCUGUUCCCCCGGCCGCCGCCCCACCUCCUCCCUCGACGCCCAUCAUCCCUGUGGUCCCUCCCACACCGCCUGUCGUCAAGAAAAAGGGUGUAAAGCGGAAAGCAGACACCACGACGCCCACGACAUCUGCUAUCACCGCGAGCCGGAGCGAGUCGCCCCCGCCACUGUCAGACCCCAAGCAGGCCAAGGUGGUGGCACGGCGAGAGAGUGGGGGCCGCCCCAUCAAACCGCCCAAGAAGGAUCUAGAGGACGGCGAGGUGCCCCAGCAUGCGGGCAAGAAGGGCAAGCUAUCGGAGCACUUGCGGCACUGUGACAGCAUCCUCAAGGAAAUGCUGUCCAAGAAGCAUGCGGCCUACGCCUGGCCCUUCUACAAGCCGGUGGACGCUGAGGCCCUGGAGCUGCAUGACUACCACGACAUCAUCAAGCACCCGAUGGACCUCAGCACCGUCAAGAAGAAGAUGGACAGUCGCGAGUACCCAGACGCGCAGGGCUUCGCUGCUGACAUCCGGUUAAUGUUCUCCAAUUGUUACAAAUACAACCCCCCAGACCACGAGGUGGUGGCCAUGGCCAGGAAGCUCCAGGACGUGUUUGAGAUGCGGUUUGCCAAGAUGCCGGAUGAGCCGGUGGAGGCGCCGGCACUGCCUGCCCCCGCAGCCCCUGUGCUGAGCAAGGGUGCGGAGAGCAGCCGCAGCAGCGAGGAGAGCUCCUCGGAUUCAGGCAGCUCGGACUCGGAGGAGGAGCGGGCCACCAGGCUUGCGGAGCUGCAGGAGCAGCUGAAGGCUGUGCACGAGCAGCUAGCCGCCCUGUCGCAGGCCCCAGUGAACAAGCCAAAGAGGAAGAAGGAGAAGAAGGAAAAGGAGAAGAAGAAGAAGGACAAGGACAAAGACAAGGACAAGGAGAGGCACAAGGCAAAGUCUGAGGACGAGAAGAAGGCCAAGGUGGCCCCACCUGCCAAGCAGGCCCAACCGAAGAAGGCUCCCGCCAAGAAGGCCAGCAGCACAGCCACAGCCAGCAGGCAGCCGAAGAAGGGUGGCAAGCAGGCAUCAGCCUCCUACGACUCGGAAGAGGAGGAAGAAGGCCUGCCCAUGAGCUAUGACGAGAAGCGCCAGCUCAGCCUAGACAUCAACCGGCUGCCCGGGGAGAAACUGGGCCGGGUGGUACACAUCAUCCAGUCCCGGGAGCCCUCGCUCAGGGACUCCAACCCCGAUGAGAUAGAGAUUGACUUUGAGACUCUGAAACCAACCACUUUGCGGGAGCUAGAGAGAUACGUCAAGUCUUGUUUACAGAAAAAGCAAAGGAAGCCAUUCUCCACAAGUGGGAAGAAGCAGGCGGCCAAGUCGAAGGAGGAGUUAGCUCAGGAAAAGAAGAAGGAGUUAGAGAAGCGGCUACAGGACGUCAGUGGACAGCUGAACAACAACAAGAAGCCUGCCAAGAAAGAGAAAGCGGGCUCUGCGCCCUCGGGAGGGCCAUCCCGGCUCAGCAGCAGCAGCUCCUCCGGGUCCGGGAGCAGCAGUUCCAGCGGAUCCAGCUCCGACAGCAGCGACUCAGAAUGAGCUCUGGACUCGCAGAUCAGAACAAAACCAGCGAUGUCGCACACGCCGAAACUCUGCAGUGUUCCUUUCUCUGGUUAAUAUACUACUUUGGUUCCACGGCGUGCAGGUUUUCUUUUAAACUCAGUGUUACGGUAUCUUCCAGUUUUUGCUUUAAUAGGUCAAAGAUCUUUCUCGUGUGUACGUGAGGCUUUAUGAGAAGGUGUGAACCUGCAUAAAGCCUUCCCUUCGUAACUGAGUUGAGUUGCUUGGAGACGGCAACUUCAAACGCUGACCUGAUGACCGUAGAAAAAAAUGUCAGAUGUGAUCUGAAGUUUCUUGCAAAACCCCUUUCUUAUGCCCAACCUGGUCUGUAGCUCCAGAAAGCAUUGUUUGAAAGGAAGUUUCUCUGAGAUGGUACUGCACCGAAGGCUGUCAGCUUUGCAAACAGGCGAUGUCUCUGUCCCCCCAGCUCAGCCCCGCGGCUGGGGUCACCUCUUGCUGCAGGGUUGGGGGACUGUGGAGGUGCUGCGGGCUCCAGUCCGGGCUUCUGCAGGGGUGGGGAGAGGCAGGUGGGCACCGAGGGAGGGGCGUCGGGAGCUCCUGGGAGGGAACACGGGGGCCGCGUGUGCCACGCGCAGCUUUCCAUACACUGAAACUUUUACCUCAACUUAAAAAAAAAAAAAGAAAAGAUUAAAAAAAAAAAAAAACUAAAGGAGACUUUUUUGUAAGGUUCAGCAAUUUUCUACGAAAGUCCAGCCCCAUGUGUGUCCCCAACUCGUGAGCUGCCGCUGCUGCACACUCUGGAGCCCUUCUCCCAGUCUCGUGUAUAUAUGAACACUUUAUUUAUUAACAUCAUUGGUGGUUUUUAAAAAAAAAAAAAAAAAAAAGAAAUGCAGGCCUUUUCAGUGGUUCGAGGAGAGCCCCAGACCCUGCUCCGAUGGCGGACCCGUGGCCUCCAGGUGCUGGCGUCCCGCCACCUGUCCGGUGCUGUCUCGUCUGCGCGCUCGCCCUCCCCGGGCCCUGCCCCACAGGGCUCUGUGUGUCCUCCGUGCCCGUGUGCGGGAUUGGGAGACGUGCGGGCGUAGACAACUUCCAGCUGCAGCGCAUUCUCGGUCUUCACAUUUUGUGUGUUGAGUUCUUUUGUACUCACUUCUGGUCUCUUUAGGACUGUUUUAAAAGAAAUCAAUUUAGGGAACCCCAGUUAUAUAAUAUAAACUUUGUAAUCUGAGAGAAAAAAAUGUAUAGUAAAUCUAAGUCUUGAUUUUUAACUUUCUAUUGUAAAAAAUAAUAAUAAUAAUAUACAGAGUUUAACAGAAGGUUAUGUUUUGGUUUUAUUUUUUCCAGAGGCUGCCCUGUGGCCUUUGAGCGCAGGGACACCCCGCACUGCCUGCCUGAGCUUGGAGCACUGUGGCUUCGGCCGAGAGUGCCAGGGGCCAGCCGUCCAGGCCCCCCAAAGGGACGCCCCUAACCUCCCAACCCCUGGUGCAGGGCUCCUGCGGCCCUGUGCAGCCUUCCAGUGCAGCCUUCCCGCCAGCCAACAGUGGCCUGGCCAGACUCUCCCGGGGGUGGAAGAGCCUCUGGCCACGGGAGGGUUUGCUCCCUAAAGACCACACUGGGCUCCCUGCUUGAGCGUUUUCCCAUUAGCACAGAAAUAACAGACAGGGCACUGUCCCAGACCUCCCCGUGAGGACUUCCUGGAAGUGGGUGCUGGGGGCGGAGCUGUGGGUGGCCUGACCUGUGGUCCGGUGGUGAGUUUCCAGGUGGUUGGAGUGGGUGGGGGGUUCAGGUCAUCAAUAUCCUAGUAGGGGGGCAGUCUAUAAAAAUCCUAAAGUGGAUUCAGGUUCCACCGGCCCUUAGGAUCACAGAUGCCCUUGCCGGGCAUGGAACCGAUGAGGCAGCGGGUGGCGGGUUACCAUGUUUCUUACUGCUGGUGAUUCUGACGCUUGGUGAGUUUUGAGCCAGUUUGUUAAACUUUUCAUUAAGUUUUGUUUAUAAUAAAAAUAUAUGUGGAUUUUCAACUUGACAUUUUUUAGAGUUACCCUUGUGUUUCAAAGGUGUUUUCUAAGCAGAUCCGUAAUGGAAUAUUUAAACUAGGACUUUAAGGAAUUAAUACAUGACACGACGGAUGGUCUUACAGCAGGAUCUCUCUGGCAA